Messenger RNA from Postia placenta MAD-698-R-SB12, 1338 nucleotides. RefSeq lists its product as hypothetical. The coding region runs from base 1 to 1338 and encodes 445 amino acids. The transcript has 6 exons. The record is from RefSeq and is a predicted model, not a curated record. Lineage: Eukaryota; Fungi; Basidiomycota; Agaricomycetes; Polyporales; Adustoporiaceae.
AUGCCCGUCGCGCUAGCAACGAUCGCUGGGGCACGCGCCUCGGCCAAGGAGCAGUCGUGUCGGCUGCAGCGCGCUAACGCGACGACCAUGGUGCGUGCUUUCCCUGGUUUGGACGCGCAAGGCGUGUGCCGAGAGCGCACGCGGGCGACCUGUGACCGAGGCGACGCGCGACGGGCGACGGCCGCCCGCGGACUUUGUGGCUCACGACUCACGUUCCGGGAACACUGCUAUGGUCCCUUGUCCCUGGGGCGCGCGCAGAGCCCGGAUGUCGAGCGCGAUAGAACCAGGCCACGGAAUUCGCGCUCUGAGGCCGCAGAACGUCGGCUGCGGACGGGAGACGGCGUCGCGAGCGACAAGGAAGAUGCCGUGCGCUGGACCAACGCACGCGGUGACACUCAUAUCGCGAACGAUGCGAUCACGCAGCACUUGAUGCAGCGUGAGUAUGGUCGGCUGUGCGGGGUGCGCGAUUUGCGCCGCGCGUCGUGGGUGCGGCGGCACGACCAGCUCUUCAUCUUCAGCGGGCCCACGCGCACCGUCGCGACCAAGGCGAACAAGCCUGUGUGGGCGCGCUCCGUCUCGUGGCGCGGUCACGGCCCCAGCGUCAGCGCCCCUGCGUUGCCCAUCUCGCCCAACUCAACAGGCUCCCCACCGGGAAUAUUGAGCUUGGGCUCCGGCGAUGCUGUUAGACCACAUAAGCGCAUUUUCCGUGUUGAGCUGAACGCGCAGACCCACAGCGCACAGGCAUAUUUUCAGUCAGCUCCGAGCUAUGCAACAUCCUUCACGCAAAAGCGUGGCAUACUGCGCGCAGUCAUCCAGGAUGCAUUGCGCAAAGUCACUGGGGAUCCGAAUGCGCGGAUGCGCUGGACCCCGCAAUCGUAUAUCAAUCACGUGUGGAACAAGUAUUGGGUUGCCUUACAGGGAUGGAGUCCACAUGUCCCGUUCAAGAAUCCCAGCAAUCUUCCUGGUGGUACCCGAGUCUUCGACAACUUGAUCUUCCGGUGCGAGCGUGGGAUCAUACGAUUUGUCAAGAUACCCGAGCACGAGCGCUGCAACAUCGACAUGACAAAGGUUGUGCCUGGCGGAAUUGUUGCCCGCAAACCAUGGCCCGGUCGCCCGGAUAUCAAGCGUGCCCGGCAUCGUCCGGUAUCAAAUCCGCACAAUCUUCCCUUACGCAGACAGCGACCAGGCCCGAUCACACCGGAGUAUGUGUGGGAAAAUACUGAUGCCGAGAUAAGAGAUGAUGGCACACUCGAGGACGACGAGAUAGUAGAGACAUGGGACGAGGAAUGUGCACAGGUAAACAUUGACAAUGAGGACCCAAUUGAGGACUGGCCGUAG